This is a messenger RNA of Microthlaspi erraticum, 420 nucleotides long. The record is from the annotation of a GenBank genome assembly. Lineage: Eukaryota; Viridiplantae; Streptophyta; Magnoliopsida; Brassicales; Brassicaceae.
AUGGCUUUCUCAAAAGUUCUAGGGUUCCUUCUUCUCGCCGCUCUUCUGGUUUCUUUCGCGGUGGGUCAAUCUCCAGCUCCAGCUCCAUCUAGAGCCGGAGGAAGACGCAUCUCACCGGCGCCUUCACCUAAGGAGACGACUUCUGCACCGGCAAUCUCUCCUUCUCCUGAAUCUGCAUUGACUCCAGAAUCCUCCUCCUCUCCUCCCUCACCGUCUCCAGCUGAUUCUCCUUUGUCCUCCUCCCCUCCUUCGCCGCCUCUAGCAAAUUCUCCUUCAGAUUCGCCUGCUGGUGCUCCGUCUUCGAUCUCCAACUCCCCGAGUGAAGCUCCCGGUCCUGCGGUAAACGGUGCCGUUUCCAACAGCUACGCCGUCUUCGGAUCCGUCGCGUUUAUGUUAACCGCUGCCGUUUUGGCCAUGUAG